UUGAACAUUCUCGACCGAUACAAGUCGUACUCUGACGCCGCCGGCAUCAUGAAGGAGGCUGUCUUAACCGACGAGAAUCACGAGAAUCUACUGAAGUUCGCCGCCGACGUGGAGCCCGACAAGGUCUACUGUAUCUUCCAGGUGGCCGACUUCUCGUACACAGACACCAACGAAGUAAUCGGGAGGAGCCAGCCCUACAGCCUCUGUCCGGCUGAGGGCAGCAAGUGCCAUAGUGACCAAUUCAACCUCGACAAGCUCCGAAUCGAAUACGAUGCCGAAGAUGGCCUUUUGACCUUCAAGAUGCCCGAAACACGCGUCCAUACCGACUUUGCUGCAUCAAUCUGUCACAGGAUUACCGUUGCGGCCGAGCCUCUCAUCGAGGACUUCCGAUCCAGGGGCACCCCCGAUAUCGAGUUGAAGGGCAAGUCGAAAUCGCGAUCCAAGAAGGUUCCUGACAUUGCCUGGGGUCGCUCCCCCCUUGAGACGAAUCCUCCCAUUGUCGCCGAGGUUGCCUACUCCCACCCCAAUGGAUCCAAGGACCUCGAAAUCCUUAAGAAGAUCUGCCAGGGAUAUCUAGAGGGCACGCGCGGUCGUCGCAAAAUCCGGACUGUCCUCGGUUUCAAGAUCUACUACCCUACCAACCCAACCAGCAAUUUCGAGGCUAUCCUGGAACAUCUCGACGAGUGCUUCGCUGGCGUCUAG
Colletotrichum karsti is the source of this 702-nucleotide messenger RNA. RefSeq lists its product as uncharacterized. Lineage: Eukaryota; Fungi; Ascomycota; Sordariomycetes; Glomerellales; Glomerellaceae. The record is from RefSeq and is a predicted model, not a curated record. The transcript is spliced from 2 exons.